GAGCCGUUUAGGUGUUUCGAGUGAGUCGAUACUCUAACAUUACUCUGCACUUACCCAAAGUGUGACAUAUGGAGCUUUUAUUUGUGUAAAGAAACACCUAACUUCCAGUCACGUCUUCGGUAAUGUUGACCUACUUGACGUCAAGCUGGUUCACUUCUGGCUUCGUGGCUCAUUGAAUUCAUGAGCUAACGUUUAUUUCUCGAUAACGUUGAACAGCAGAAGGAGAACAAUGUCGUAUUUAUUCGCCACACUUGUAGCUGUAGUGCUGCUUAAUUCUGGGGCUUCUGGUAAAAGUGUAACGGGACAUUUUAGGAGCGAAGCAGCGAGACAGCAGAAUGGCCAGUUCAUCACUAAAUUCAUGUACCAAGGUUACAAUGGGCUGCUGGUGUGCAGGCUGGAGAACUCUGCUCUGGCUACAGAGAAGGAGUCCAGAUUGCUGCUGUAUCAGGACAUGGACCUAGACAUGGACAACCUCAGCUGCUCUGAGAGGCUCGUCAAAGCAGAAUUCACCAUUUCUCUCAGUGAAGACGAACACAACCAGACGAUCCCUCGCCAGGCCUCUCCUACGGCCUGGCUGGUCCUGUACGCUGACAGAUAUACAUGUCAGGAAAACGUAGUGAUCCCUUCUCACGCUGAUCUCAGUUUCACUGUCUUGCUGUUCAACGCCGACUCGGCUGGAAAUCCUCUGGAGCACUUUAGCGCAGAGGAGGCAGGUCUCCAUACUUUUUACUUCCUCCUGCUGCUGGCCUACUUCAUAGCCUGCUGUAUCUACUUCCAGCCUCUGUACCAGGCUCUGAGGAAAGGAGGCCCCAUGCACACUAUCCUCAAAGUGCUGACCAUGGUGCUGGCAUUACAGGGCUGCUCCGCUCUCUGCAACUUCAUCCACUUGGCCAGGUACUCCAGAGAUGGUAUUGGUAUUCCUCUGAUGGGCAGCCUGGCCGAGUUCUGGGAUAUGGUGUCCCAGGUGUCCAUGCUGUACAUGUUACUGAGUCUGUGUGUGGGCUGGACUCUGAGCCGCGGAAGGAAGCCUCAGUCCAGACCUCUGCAGUGGGAACAGACUCCCAAGUCCACGGCUGUCGCUGUUGGAGGAGUCGUUGUGCAGGGAGGGUUGCUGCUGUGGGAGCAGUACUCGGAGUUAGACAGUCAACAUCACAGCUACCACACCCAGCAGAAUCUGGCAGGUCUCCUCCUCAUAGCUCUGAGAGUGGGCCUGGCCCUCCUGCUGGCGUCUGUCCUCUACCAGAUCAUCUCCACCGAGAGGAGCACCCUGAAGAGAGACUUCUACCUCUGCUUCGCCAAGGGAUGCUUCCUGUGGUUCCUCUGCCAUCCCGUCCUCUUCCUCACGUCCGCUAUCUUCAGCGCGCACCAGGGGGAGAAGGUGGUGACCAUUGGUGUGAUCCUCUGCCAGUCCAUCUCCAUGGUGAUCCUCUACCAGCUCUUCCUGUCUCGCUCUCUCUACUGGGAGGUCUCCUCUCUCUCCUCCGUCUCUCUGCCCCUCACCAUGUCCAGGACGAACCACAGGGGGCGCUACUGAGCACUUCCACUCUCACGCUUAUGAGCGAGAGAGAAAACGCUACAACACCGAAGCUUCACCUCCCUUAACCUCUCACUGCUCUCACUGAGCAUGAAGACAGGAAGUGCUGUAACGCUGCAGGGACUGUCCUCUUUUGCUGUUACUGGCACGGCUUACAAAAAGAACAGGGGAAGAUAUUUACAGCAACACCCUACCUCUAGUUGCAAAUACUUUAAGACAGGAAACGAAACGCAGGCAGGACGAUAUUUAAUGCAAAUACCACCCAGAGAAGGGACACAAGCAAAACAGUACUAUUUCAAAACAGACCGACACAAGCAUGAUGAAGAAGCAUCGCUCGCAUCAAGGUUCUAGAUCUGCAAAUGAAGAAAAGAUUGACUCCCGAUGGAAGCUUACUUGCACACGGUGCAGCAGGCCGAAGGUUGAGAUGGUGGUUUGGACCUUGAGGAUACAUGAUCACUAUUACUAUAAAGGAAAAUAUAAAGCACAGGGAAGCGUUGCACCACUGCUGUUACAUUUAGAGAUGCAGGGAUGUUACUGGAUCCUUGUCACUGAACUAUACUUGGAUCAAAUUGCCAAAGUGAAAGCUUAUCAGAUAGAUUUAAGUGAGUAUAGGAUUUUUGUCAAACAUGAGGAAAUAUUACAUUGGGGAGUGGGGACUAUUAAUCCACAUGAGUAUUUCUGGCAGCAGGCACAUGUAUGUGUGACUGAGUGUGUUGAUGUGUUGCUUUAAAUAGUAUUUGGACAACAAUGGAGCUCUAUGACACCAAUAAAUAAGAUAUAGCUGACUUUGGCUACACAGAAAAUACAUUGUAGUUUUUCAUGGGAUGUAUUUACAAUAAGAGAAUACAUAAAUAUGUGUAGGUGAAGGGUUCAGUAUGUGGUAGGAUUGAUAUGUUAUUUUGGAUAAACAGAUGGAGGAUGGAUGGAUAACGUUUGGACAGAUGGUUACAGUAAGUAGACAGGUACAGAAAUUGAUUUCCAGUCACCUAAAUAUAAAGGAUUAGUGGACUUCUGUCUUUGCACAUGCACAGUGAGCCAAAAGAUCAGUGUGUGCUCGCUGUACAUCACAGAUCAAGCUGUACUUUAAGUUAUUUCUUCAUUCUCAACAUGUGUUUCUGAGCUGACAGCAUGUGCACCUUUUUUGAAAUCAUAUAAACUAUAUGUAGCUGGAGAUGCACUGCAUGCACUGCAUCUUUUUUUAUUUUUCAUGUUCCAUUUGUAUGGAAAUGGUACGUAUGGUAUGUCGGUGCAAGAGAAUGCAUCUACUGUGUUUUUACUUUGUCUCACAAUGACAAUCUUAUUCUAAUUACAAAACAACAAAAUAUGAUGCCUCUGUUUGUAUUGUGUACUAAACAUUUACUUCCAGAUUGUUCAAGAAGGUUGCAUUACAUAUUACAUGUGAGGGUGUUACCACAACAUAAUUCCUAUGGCUGUAGUGAUUUAGUUAGCGUGUCUUAUAAAAAGCAAGACCAGUCUGUAGAGCCUUAAAUAGAGAGGAAGGAACAGUGGGGCAGCCAGGUUCAAUGUUAAACUAGUUUACAGUGUUGCUGAUCCUAAAAGUAUGUUUAUAGUGCUCUGUUUUGGGUCUGGCCAAAAUCUUGCAUACAUUUACAUUUUAAAACAUUAACAUAAAUA
Cottoperca gobio is the source of this 3169-nucleotide messenger RNA. It is a transcript of the gene gpr180, whose product is annotated as G protein-coupled receptor 180. The transcript has 10 exons. Gene Ontology annotation, biological process: response to pheromone; G protein-coupled receptor signaling pathway. The coding region runs from base 230 to 1534 and encodes 434 amino acids. The record is from RefSeq and is a predicted model, not a curated record. NCBI's taxonomy places the organism in Eukaryota, Metazoa, Chordata, Actinopteri, Perciformes, Bovichtidae.